AUGCUGGGCUCCAGAUUCAUCGAGUUCGAACUGGAAUAUUCAAAAACCUGGAACCUUUCAGUCGGCGACGUCGUCCGCUCCGAUGAGAUCUUUGCCGGAGGGCACGUCUGGAAGAUAUACUGUUACCCACAUGGCACCAAGAAGGCCAACACAGGCAGAUACGUCUCCCUGUACCUACGGCUCGUCAGCAAAGCCAAAUGUGUCAAGGCCAUCUUUGAGGCUUCCCUGCUACGCAGAGGCGGCCCUGGGCGUGCAAAAAGAUGUACCAAGGUGUACCCACCUAAUGGCAUGAGCUCUAGGAGCAGGGGAUGGCAUGAGUUUGUAAGCCGAAGCGAUCUGGAGUCUGGUUCCGUCCGGAAAGGAUGCGUUACAUUUUUAUGUGGGAUCACGGUUCUGUGUGACAGCUCCAUUGCUGUGCCAGCCUCAGACAUAGAGAGCCAUCUUGGCGGUCUGCUGGAUCGUUCCGAGGGGACGGAUGUUUCAUUCUGCGUGAAAGGCGAGACGUUUCAUGCGCAUCGGGCAAUUCUCGCCGCGCGGUCACCGGUCUUCAAGGCGGAGCUCUUUGGCCCCAUGGCCGAGGCUACAAUGGCGUGUGUCACGCUGCAUGAAAUUGAACCCGUGGUGUUUAAAACCCUGCUUCGAUUCGUGUACACUGAUUCCCUGCCUGUAGACAGAGAGCUUGGGGACUCUGUCACUGAUAUGGUAAAGCAUCUGCUUGCUGCAUCGGAUCGGUAUGCAUUGGACCGGUUGAAGCUCGCAUGUGCUCAGAAGUUGUGGGAAGGUGUGUCGGCUGAUACGGUUGCGGAUGCUUUAGCUUGCGCUGAGAUAUACAAUUGCCAAGAGUUGAAGAGCAGGUGCAUUGACUUUGUUAUGGCAAAAGAUAAUUUCAAGAAGACUGUGUUGACUGAAAGUUUCAUUAGUUUGUUGCAUAAAUUCCCCUCUAUUCGUGCUGAGCUGAGAGCGAAGGUUGGGAGUUGA
Messenger RNA from Triticum turgidum subsp. durum (durum wheat), 978 nucleotides. Lineage: Eukaryota; Viridiplantae; Streptophyta; Magnoliopsida; Poales; Poaceae. The record is from the annotation of a GenBank genome assembly.